This is a messenger RNA of Oppiella nova, 1149 nucleotides long. Lineage: Eukaryota; Metazoa; Arthropoda; Arachnida; Sarcoptiformes; Oppiidae. The record is from the annotation of a GenBank genome assembly.
AUGGUACAAAACGUCGACAACCUGUGCGAUAGUCUUAAACUGAAAUCCAGUUCCAAACAGAUUAUGCAAAACGCAAACGGGGAUAACAGCGAAAGUGAUGCGAAAAAUAGUGUCAAAAAUAGCAGUAAAAUAAUCGGCGAUACGAUCGACACAAAAACGGCAAACAAUAGCCUCAAUAGGCGCCGGAAUACCAUUCAAUACACUAGUGGCCCGGCUAUUGGUGCCGUGAAUGGCGUGAAAAACAAUAGUAAUAAUAAUAAUGCAAAUAAUCAUCACCUGAAUGGCGACCAGUUGUAUGCAUUGCAAGAGAUGUGCCAACAAUUCAAGAGAAUUAUCAAUCAAUUGGAGGACAAAAUAAUUGGUUUAGAGAAAGUCAAUAAAACACUUGAGAUCGACAACGAGACCCUGGCCUAUAAGCUAUCGGAGUCUCAAUCACAGAGCGAUCACUUGGAAAACCAAUUACUGAAACUCAGUGACAAAAAACGCCAAUCUCAGGACCUUAAGGAGGUCGAGGAGUAUUUAGAGCACGUAUGGAAACUAUCCAACGAUAGGCUCCGGCAGUUGGAGACCGAAAACAAAACACUGAAAAAGCAAAUCAUUAUUAAUACUCAUAAUAACGCUAAUAGUAGUAAUGAAUUGAAUGGAAAGCCAAUUAAUAGUAAUCAUAAUAAUGGCAGUAAUCAUACGCUAAGUAAUGGUUGUUCACCGGCACUGGUAUUCAAGCAAAACGUCGACAACCUGUGCGAUAGUCUUAAACUGAAAUCCAGUUCCAAACAGAUUAUGCAAAACGCAAACGGGGAUAACAGCGAAAGUGAUGCGAAAAAUAGUGUCAAAAAUAAUAGUAAAAUAAUCGGCGAUACGAUCGACACAAAAGCGGCAAACAAUAGCCUCAAUAGGCGCCGGAAUACCAUUCAAUACACUAGUGGCCUGGCUAUUGGUGCCGUGAAUGGCGUGAAAAACAAUAGUAAUAAUAAUAAUAAUAAUAAUGCAAAUAAUCAUCACCUGAAUGGCGACCAGUUGUAUGCAUUGCAAGAGAUGUGCCAACAAUUCAAGAGAAUUAUCAAUCAAUUGGAGGACAAAAUCAUUGGUUUAGAGAAAGUCAAUAAAACACUUGAGAUCGACAACGAGACCCUGGCCUAUAAGGGCUAG